Morus notabilis is the source of this 1063-nucleotide messenger RNA. RefSeq names its product solute carrier family 40 member 3, chloroplastic. The transcript has 6 exons. The coding region runs from base 176 to 1063 and encodes 295 amino acids. Gene Ontology annotation, biological process: iron ion transmembrane transport. Gene Ontology annotation, cellular component: membrane. NCBI's taxonomy places the organism in Eukaryota, Viridiplantae, Streptophyta, Magnoliopsida, Rosales, Moraceae. Gene Ontology annotation, molecular function: iron ion transmembrane transporter activity. The record is from RefSeq and is a predicted model, not a curated record.
AUAAAAUCAAAAUUAAAAAUCACAUAACCUAAUCCGCCAUUGCCGAAAUUCUCGUCUCAUUUCCUGUGAUGAGCGCUGAAUCUAGGAAGCUUUAGCUGAUCACAAGCGUCGGAGGCUGCAUGAGUGGCUUAGAACCUCGCGGGUUCUUCUUCUUCAAGUUUUGGAGCUUGAAGCAAUGGCUAUGGCAGCUAUGGGUUGUGGAUGUACGGUCCCUCUUUCGCAGUCGGUUUCUCUCGGUUUCUCCGCUGAGAAAGCUUCGGUUUUUCCAGGGCCGCGGUAUUCUUCUCGAGUUCGCUAUCGCUUCGCUUCUCUUCGAUGGUUGAGUUCCAAUCGCCUUUCUCUUGCUUCUCAUCGAUUUGAUGCUUUUAUCUCAAGUUGUUCAAUUACCAACACCGAUACACAGUGCACCCACGUUGCUACUGAGGACGAGGCCUCUGAAGAAUUAGCAGAACAGGAUUGUUCAGUUCCAAUUGUUAAUCUCAAAUCCAAUAUCCUUGAUGCUGAGCCUCUGAGUUUACUAACUGAAGCGACUUAUGUGGAUUGCCUACUGACAACGCUGCCUGUUUUAUCAGAGGAGGAGCAGCAUGCCCUUGCGGCUACUCCAGCCCACCCAACAGGAUUAUAUGCUUUAUAUGCUAGUUGCUUGGCUGGAAAUUUAGUGGAACAGCUUUGGAGUUUUGCUUGGCCAUCCGCUAUAGCAUUGAUACAUCCUAGCCUUCUACCGGUGGCAGUCAUGGGUUUCUUCUCUAAGGUUGCAAUAAUUGUUGGAGGCCCUUUAACUGGCAAGUUUCUAGAUUACUUUCCUAGAGUCCCCGCAUAUAAUUAUUUAAACGUUAUACAGGCAGCUGCUCAAUUGUUAUCUGCAACUAUGAUAAUUCAUGCUCAUUCUGUCCCUCUGUCUUCUGGGUCAUCCUUGCUCCUCCGUCCUUGGUUUAUUGUACUUGUACUAGCUGGAGCUGUUGAGAGGCUAUCUGGAGUAGCACUGGGGGUUGCAAUGGAACGUGAUUGGGUUGUGCUGGUAGUGCCUCUCUUAGCUGUCCUUGUUCAGUUAAAAUCUAAAUGA